Molecule: messenger RNA, 1411 nt
Organism: Etheostoma cragini (Arkansas darter)
Lineage: Eukaryota; Metazoa; Chordata; Actinopteri; Perciformes; Percidae
Gene: nkx1-2b
Product: NK1 transcription factor related 2-like,b
Exons: 2
Coding region: 1-987 (328 amino acids)
Biological process (GO): cell differentiation; regulation of transcription by RNA polymerase II
Cellular component (GO): nucleus
Molecular function (GO): DNA-binding transcription factor activity, RNA polymerase II-specific; RNA polymerase II cis-regulatory region sequence-specific DNA binding
Source: RefSeq, a predicted model, not a curated record
AUGUCAAAUAAUUCCCAUGAUUCUCUGCAGGGCCCGACCGGGCACCGGACCACCUCGUUCUCCGUAUUGGACAUCCUGGACCCUAACAAGUUCACGAGCAGCCGCCGCCUCCCGCAGCAGCACGCGGGCCACCGGACGGAGCGCGAGCUGGGCGCGUUCGGAGCGGAGAACCGGAGAGGAGGCGCGGGGGAGCCCGGCCUGGAGCCCGGCCUGGAGCCCGCCAAAGGCUGCUUCGCUCCGGAGGAGUACCCGAGCAAGGAAGGCUUUGUGUUCCGAGGUCCAGAUGAGGAGGACUACCACAGAGCCGGGAGCCCCGACUCAGAGGCUCCAGACGGGCCCUACAGCAGUGAGGAGAGCAGCUCAGCUCUGCCGGGUAAUGGAGACAGAGAUCUGGGCCAGCACAGCCACCAGGACCCUGGCAGAGACACCAAAAGCCCCGGAGGAGGCUCCGCGGGCCAGAUCAGCGACGUCCAGAGCAGCGGGGGCCAGGGCCCGCAGAGCAAACCCAAGAGGAAGCGCUCCGGCUCGGACUCCAAGUCGGGGAAGCCCCGCAGAGCCCGGACUGCCUUCACCUACGAGCAGCUGGUGGCGCUGGAGAACAAGUUCAAGUCCACGCGCUACCUGUCGGUGUGCGAGAGGCUCAACCUGGCCCUGUCGCUCUCUCUCACCGAGACCCAGGUCAAGAUCUGGUUCCAGAACCGCCGGACCAAGUGGAAGAAACAGAACCCGGGAGCCGACACCUCGGCCCCGACCGGCUCCGGUGGAGCAGGAGGACCAGGGGGAGGAGGCCUGGGGGGCCUCAGCCCUCUCAGCCCGUCCCCCCCCAUCAGCGGGCACCUGGCCAUGCACGCAGGCUACGGCCACCAUCACGCCCCUGCCAGCAGCCUGGUGCAGCUGCCUUUCCUCACAGCCAGCCACGUCCUGUCCCCCUUCAUGCUGGGGACACAGAGCUACGCUGCACCCGCUUUCUACAGCACACACCUGUAGACAGAGCGAAGGACACACACACACAGCGUGAAGACUCUCAGACUCGCGGACAGACUUCUCUCCUUUUUACUACCAACGUUUGAAGGCUUUCAUUUCAACGGAUUAUUUUGAUAGAAUGUGAAUAUCUACCAGAAACUGUACAUACAUGCUAUAGCUCCCUAUUCAGAAUGCUGUUUUAAACCACGUGAUAGACAAAUAGUUGAUUUCUUUGUUUAAAAAAAAAAAGUUGGUAUGAAUAUUGAAUGUUUAUUUAUGACUUAAGGAAUGGCUUGAUCUAUCGUCAGUACCGUGUAACUCCAGCUGUGGUUGUUUUCAUUUCUGUUAUUUAUUGAAUAUGUUGACAGUUUACAUAAAAUCCUUGGAUGUACUGAAUUCUCAGCUCAACAUGAUAUCGUCCUUUGAUAUUAAAAUAAUGCCAAUGAAA